GAUCGUAUACAAAAAUGUGAUCCGAGUACACCAAGUUACCUUCCCUUGGGCAUAGGCACGGCUAGGUCCGCCCGCUCUGGGCCGCAGCAAACAGUGCAGAGGCCCUUCCCGGAGCUCCCGGGUUAUCUCCAGGCGCACACCUCGCCGCAACAGGGUGGCCUCGCCCCGGGACGACGGCCUCCCCCCUCGCCAGAGAGUCCUCCUCUCCAAAUCUCCGUUCAGCCCCCGGCCCUCCAGGAAGGGCCCGAGGUGAAGAGCCCUCUCUCGCGGCCCAGUCCCUCUCUGGAGGCCCGACCGGCGGCGCGGGCAAUCUUUGCCCGGGCGAGUCCUUGAAAUCUAUAUUUAGUGCACGCCACCCCUCCCCCCACAGCUGGGAGGCGGGCGGGCCGGAGGGGUGUGUGGGGAGAGCCCCGCCCCGCCAGGCGGUGUGUCGUGUGGGUUUGGGGCCCGCGCGGCUUGCGCGCCCUCCGCCUUUGCGUUCCUGCCCCCGCGGCCGGGCUGCUGCCCCUGCGCCCCUCGCCCCGCCGGGCGUCGCGGGCCAACAUGGGCCAGGAAGAGGAGCUGCUGAGGAUCGCCAAAAAGCUUGAGAAGAUGGUGGCCAGGAAGAACACGGAAGGGGCCCUUGACCUUCUGAAGAAGCUGAACAGCUGUCAGAUGUCCAUCCAGCUACUCCAGACAACCAGGAUUGGAGUUGCUGUUAAUGGGGUCCGCAAGCACUGCUCAGACAAGGAAGUGGUGUCCUUGGCCAAAGUCCUCAUCAAGAACUGGAAACGGCUGCUGGGUGAGUGGGGGCAAGACUCCCCUGGGCCCCCCAGAGGAGAAAAGGGAGAAGAAAGAGAAAAAGCAAAGAAGGAAAAAGGGCUUGACUGUUCCGACUGGAAGCCAGAGGCAGGCCUUUCUCCACCAAGGAAAAAACAAGAAGAGCCAAAAGACAGGAGAGAUUCUGUGGACUCCAAGUCUUCAGCCACCUCCUCUCCAAAAAGGCCAUCGAUGGAAAGAUCAAACAGCAGCAGAUCAAAAGCAGAGAGCCCCAAAACACCCAGCAGUCCCUCCACCCCCACCUUUGCCCCAUCUGUCUGCCUCCUGGCGCCCUGCUAUCUCACAGGGGACUCUGUCCGGGACAAGUGUGUGGAGAUGCUCUCAGCAGCCUUGAAGGCGGAUGAUGACUACAAGGACUAUGGAGUCAACUGUGACAAGAUGGCAUCAGAAAUUGAAGAUCAUAUCUACCAGGAGCUCAAGAGCACCGACAUGAAGUACCGGAACCGUGUGCGUAGCCGGAUCAGCAACCUCAAGGACCCCAGGAACCCCGGCCUGAGGAGGAACGUGCUCAGCGGGGCCAUCUCCGCGGGGCUCAUUGCCAAGAUGACAGCAGAGGAAAUGGCCAGUGAUGAACUAAGGGAACUGAGGAAUGCCAUGACCCAGGAGGCUAUCCGUGAGCACCAGAUGGCCAAGACAGGUGGCACCACCACUGACCUCUUCCAAUGCGGCAAAUGCAAGAAGAAGAACUGUACCUAUAACCAGGUGCAGACACGCAGUGCUGAUGAGCCCAUGACCACCUUUGUCUUAUGCAAUGAAUGUGGCAAUCGCUGGAAGUUCUGCUGAUUGAACUGCCAGCCAGGAUUUCAGUGAACAACAUGAGGAAGAACAAAGAGAAAACACUAAGCUAUCAUAACUGGAGAAAAAAUAAAAAUUAAAGUGAAGAAAAAUGCUGAACUCUGAAUGGGGAAUUAGGGAUCAAAAGGAGACUUCUUAUACAAAUUAAUAAUCAGUCAUUAAUAAUAACUAGCUAAUAGGGGGAACCUAACUGGGGUAGGAUGCUAAGAGUUUGUGUUAACAAACCCCUUGGAGAAACUCAGAGACUUCAGAGCCUCAUAGCUGAGGUGUCAUGUCUUUGACAGUGGGCUAGCAGGCCUUUGCUUUGAGUCCCUUCCUGGACAUCCAAACCUCCCAGCCUUUUCCGAAUUGAAAAAUCCUAAGCUGACACAAAUCUUACCACACUGCACCCCAGAAUCACACGUGCAGAACAGCUGGCACACGGUUUGGCUCCGGCAGAUACGACUUCCAUGCCACGUAGAAAGAGUUCUUUCCAACUCCUCAUCUCAUCCAAAACGCUCUGCUACUCCCUGUUCUACAGGGAUUUGGGGACCUUUGAGUACUCCAGACUGGUCCCUCUGGGCAGGGAACAGAUUGUCUUGAGCUGAAGCUUUCUGAGUAAAGAGGACAGUAGUGCCCUGAGUUGUGUGGCCUUUGGAAGGUGCUGAUUCUCGGAACCUGCUCAGGGUCCUGGUAAUGCAUUCUUCGCAGCUGCAUCUGGGGCCGGAGCUUCAGUGGAUGUCUGCAAGGCCUUGUGCUUCUCCCAUGAUGACACUGGCUUCCUUCUUAAGCUGCUAGGAAAUUUAGGCAGCUGGAACUGUCUGGAAAAGCUCAGUGGGUCUGCCCUGGGUCUCAGUCUCUGACUGUCCCUGGCCUUCUGGCAGCUUCAGGCUGACAACUGAGCCUCUGGACUCUGUGUUUCCUAAAAUGGCUGAAGCACGGGAGCCUGUGAACUCCUGGGACAAGUCACUUAACCUAUCCAAGUGGUUUCCUUGCCAGUAAAUAUGGGAGUGGUUUGAGUGCCUACCUCAUAGGGUGAUUAUGCAGAGGCCACUGUUUUCUACCUGCCUUACUUCACCCUUAGGGCAGCUGCUGGGAGUCAGGUGAGGUCAAGUUCCCUAUAUGCCUUGGGUAUAUCAUUCACUCUGGAAUUGGCUAUCGCCUUCCUCCUUCCACCUGUCAAGUGCCUUCUCCUGUACAUGAAGUCUGUCAAUAAACUGUGUACAGAAA
Molecule: messenger RNA, 2823 nt
Organism: Manis pentadactyla (Chinese pangolin)
Lineage: Eukaryota; Metazoa; Chordata; Mammalia; Pholidota; Manidae
Gene: TCEA3
Product: transcription elongation factor A3
Exons: 11
Coding region: 544-1602 (352 amino acids)
Biological process (GO): DNA-templated transcription; transcription elongation by RNA polymerase II
Cellular component (GO): nucleus
Molecular function (GO): nucleic acid binding; zinc ion binding
Source: RefSeq, a predicted model, not a curated record